Messenger RNA from Rhineura floridana, 3780 nucleotides. It is a transcript of the gene REDIC1, whose product is annotated as regulator of DNA class I crossover intermediates 1. The record is from RefSeq and is a predicted model, not a curated record. The transcript is spliced from 16 exons. NCBI's taxonomy places the organism in Eukaryota, Metazoa, Chordata, Lepidosauria, Squamata, Rhineuridae. The coding region runs from base 1 to 2670 and encodes 889 amino acids.
AUGAACUGGGUUGGUGGCUCUCGUAAAAGAAUCAUGCUUACCAAGGAGAGAAGAAAGCAGAAGGACUUUUUUGAGAAGGAAAAGCUUAAGUCAAAGAUGAAGCUGUUGGGAGUUUCUCCCAUUAAAAGCUCAGCUGUCAGCUUAGAUCUCCUCAAUCUGUAUGUUGUUAAUCAGAUAUCUACCAAGAGAGAUUAUUCUGAAAAUAUUCGAAAACCAAUUCAUGUGGAUAUUAACAGAGGAAUAAAUUUCCCACUGAGAAGGCACAAUGUAGAACUUCCUGAGUCACCACCACAUAGACUAUCCAAACCAUUCCUGGAUGACAUCCAACACAGGAUACAACAAGAAGUAUUAGAAAAUAGAAGAAUAUAUCUCUCAGAAAAGCAGAACAUUCAGUCUCAAUUCCUACAAUCUUCUCAACAAGCAAAAAUGAAGUGUGAAGAGCCUUGGCUUUCUAAUGCAGCCUAUAGGCAAAGGAAUUUUAGCAAUCCAGAUGUAGAUACACCAGCUGGUCUAUAUUUCCGGAAAUUGAAUAGUCCAGAAUAUAAUAACCCAUUUGGCAAGUCUCCCAAGAUCAGUGAUGAAGACACAGAUUUUGGAAACCGUCCCAGUGAAGAGCCAUUGUUUGGUUUUGUGAAUAACACAUUAAAGGCUACGAAAGAUGAAAGCUCUCAGCCUACCGCAGCUUUAUUUGGAGAGGAGAAUCAACAGUUUCCAUUUGUUUCUUCUUCGGAAUCUUAUCAUUCUUUUGCUAACAAUAACAUUAUCAACCAGCUCUUUAUAGAUUUAGGUGAUGCAAAUAAAAUAUCCAAUAUGCAUAGCCCCUAUGAUAUGGAAGAAAUGCACCAGAUGUCGAGUUGUGCUCAAAGAUACCCUGCUGAGCGAGACCUCAAAGGCAUUUUCACAGCUCCAGAACAGAUUUGCUUCCCAAGCAGCCAAAGCUUAAAUGCAAGUAACCAAGAGUGCAUUAAUCAGUUAAAAGAUUAUUGUAUUCAAGAAAGAAAUCCUAUAAUAAUUUCUGAACAUCAAGAGAAUACUAAAGACUUUGAAAAUACAGGGGAGGUUGAAAAGCUAAAGAGAAAUAUUAAGGUUGCAGACACCAGACAGAAUUGCUUAAAGAAAGGCAGGAUUGGUGGAUUGGCAGUACCAAAUCUGAAUAACUUGCAGAUACUUGGACUUGAAGAGCGACAGCCAGGCAAACAACAACGCCCACCCGAGCAGCAACAGCAGCAGCAGCCGCCCACACAAACGGUGGCGGCACAGAGGCAAGGCGCCCCGGUGGCGGCAACGGCAGCGCCCACGUCCCAGCCACGCAGCAACGGCCCGACCUGGCCCGCCACGCCACGGCAGCCGGCCGCGCCUGCGGCCGCACCCAGACUGACAACAGCGGCGGGAGCCCAAAUCCGAGACCACGGCGCCACAGUGGCCGAGACUGCAAACGAUGAAGCCGCACCAAGCACAGGCAGCGGGAGCAACGCCGGUCCAGCCCAGCCCAGCCCGAACACGGCGACAGCAGGCAGCAUCGACAAACCGCGACAAACCGUGCCGGCAGCCCACAGACAACCUGGGUUUGUGCAUUUCAUCUCAAGGUACAUCCCAGGGGUUGACUGCUUAGAGGCUGGCUUUCUACAAACAGCAAUUAGCUGCAGCAAUGAAGCAGAACCCAUACCAUCUGCAGCUUCAGCUGAAAAGGUAAAGGCUUUCCUGGCCGAUCCCUCUGCUUUUGUGGCCGCUGCCCCUGCAGCAGUUGAGUCUGUUGCUCCUGCUGCAGCCGCCCCAGCCAAGGAGGAAGCCAAGGAAGAAUCGGAAGAAGGGAGGGAGAGGUGCUGGAGCUUAAAUAAGUCCAGCUGGCCCCUUCUCUUUAUGCACUUGCUUGAGUGCUGUGCUGUUCAGCUCUCUUUGUGGCAGGAACUGGCUAUGACAGCUGGAAGGAAGGGGAGGGAGAAGCAGCUGCAUGCACAUGUAGUGCAGACAGAAAAAGAAACCUGUCAGUACUAUGAUCAACAUUCAAAGUGUGGAAGACAAAAAGAUGAAGAAUCUCAACUAAGCAGCCAGUCACCCAAUUAUUCUCCAAAGGAAAUAGAUAGACAUGCCAGUACUACAUCUGAUCAGUCUGAAGAGGAAGAACAAGAUGGAAGAGCAUCAUGUUGUUUUGAGAACUGUUUUCCAAGAAGAGAUGGCAAUCUACUUUCAGUUUCAGGAAAUCAAAGGUCACAGGGCAAUUGCAAGUCAAUGGCCAUGUAUUCCAUUUUCUUUGAGAAGGAAACAACUGACAUUCAUCCCUGUGUAAAGCCAGCCACAGAUCUAAAAAAAUCUAGAACACAUGAAUCAUUUGGAAAUAAAUACACUAAUUUCAAGACACAGCUUGAUGCUUGGUCUCAAACAGAGAUAUGUGCUAAAGAAAUAGAUAAAUCUGAUGCAGCCGUGCAGUGUGAUAUAAUGCAGGCUUGCAGCUGUAAUAAUGAGCUGUCCUUUGUCCAUAGUGCUGAAAUUGUCACUUCAACCAGCAAGGUAGAAACCACUGGAGGGCAGAACAUUCUUGCAGAUACAGCAGCACUUCAGCCUUUAAAUAGUCGCAGUUCCUUGUUCACUAAGAGUUUGUCUCCUGAAACAGAAUACCUCACAGUAUAUGGCAAAAUAAACCUAGGCAUUCCAGACAUAGCAGUGAAAUGAAUAAAGGGGGGACAUGACAAAAUAAAGAAGCCAAGUCAGUCUAUGCAUUUGUUGGCAGUGUAAUAAAUAUGACAGUUAUGACUUGCUCCUUUUAUCACACACACACAUGUAUAUGUGCAGCACAUAGGCUUAGUCAUACGUAAACCCCUUUAUCACAGUAAUAGUUAUAUGUAAAUAAUGACAGUGAUUGUGUAACAAAAAUCAGAAUUAUUUAUAUGUUUAAAACAGGAGGUGGAAAUUGCAGAGACACAGGAAUGUCACAGAUUGUAAUCAGUUUAAGUCUGGUUACAUCUGUUAGAUUGUGGUUGUUAACUUGAGUGAGUUUAUGUUAUGUUGGAUAGUGGCUGCUUUGGUAUAGCUGUUCUGUCCCCCCAUCUUCUCAAACGAAAUAUUUUUUUCUGUAGUAUACACUACUGAUAACAUAUUGUGGUAAAAGAAAUGUGUGUUUUCACCCUCUCCUUUUUUUCGUAAAGCCAAUGGAGAUGCACACAAUGGCCCAAUUCAGAGUGAAUAGGUCACUGCGACAAAUCAGUUUGUUGGCAGAUGAACAAGCUUGAAUAUGCCAUCCUCUGCCCCGUCCCUCCUAUUCUCCACUUGUGGAUUCAGCUGUAGAAGAAACAUCCUGGUUUCUUAAACCACAUUUGCCUGUGAUCUUUAAAUUGGAGAACUGUAGUUUAAGCACCGUCUACAACCAGAAGUGGUUUGAAAUCCUGGUUUGGAGACAACACUUCAACCGGUUUCUUGGUUUACAUGCAAAAACUGUGAUUUAUAAGACUAGGAAGUCUCCUUUACAGCUGACUGUACGAGAGGAAGAGGGAGGAAACACAGCAUCAUAAGACAUUCUGAAGAUUGUUGCUUUUCAUGCGCCAAGAGACUGAUCUGUUGAAGAGGCCCUUUACAUAUGAAUAGAAUUAUGGUGAAAGGGGCUAUACAGAAGAACUCAUUUCCACCUUCAUUGCCAACACACAAUACUCUUCACAGUAUCUGUGUUAAAAUUUGUUGAACAGGAAUAUAGCAGUUCAUUGUGCAAUCAGUACUAGAUGACAGAAAAAAGUUACUGCCAUGAUAUAAACAUUAUGAAGGGUGGUAUAUAAAAUACAUAUAACAAUC